AGACCUCGGACUGCCCCCAGACUGGCCUUCACAGCGCGCGGCGCUGGGGAGGGGGCACUUUCGGAGAGAGGGCAGGGCCUUGCCUGGUCACCCCUGAGCUCUCGGGGGCAGGGUGUUUAGGACCCAGGGGCCGCCCGGGGGCGGCUCCCCGGCCGAAGAAGAUCCUGCCCACCCCCCCUCCCGCCGGCGAGCGGCUCAGAUGUCGCAGGAGCUAGCGGCGGCUCUGGCGUUCCGCACCCUCCGUCUGCGGCAGCGGGGGCUGGCAGCCCCGGCCCCUGCCCCUGCCCGUCCCCGUCCCCCAACCCCAUGCCUCAGUCCUAACGCCGACACCCUCCCCCGCGGGGGGCCUUUCCCCGUGCCCCCUGCCCGCCCCGCCCCGGUCCGGAGCCAUGAACGACCAGUACCACCGGGCGGCCAGGGACGGCUACCUGGAGCUCCUCAAGGAGGCCACCCGGAAGGAGCUGAACGCCCCCGACGAGGAUGGCAUGACUCCCACCCUCUGGGCUGCCUACCACGGCAACCUGGAGUCCCUGCGCCUCAUCGUGAGCCGGGGGGGUGACCCGGACAAGUGUGACAUCUGGGGCAACACGCCCCUGCACCUGGCAGCUUCCAAUGGUCACCUGCACUGCCUCUCCUUUCUGGUGUCCUUCGGGGCCAACAUCUGGUGCCUGGACAACGACUACCACACCCCGCUGGACAUGGCCGCCAUGAAGGGCCACAUGGAGUGCGUGCGCUACCUGGACUCCAUCGCGGCCAAGCAGAGCAGCCUCAACCCCAAGCUGGUGGGCAAGCUGAAGGACAAGGCCUUCCGCGAGGCGGAGCGGCGCAUCCGCGAGUGCGCCAAGAUGCAGCGCAAGCACCACGAGCGCAUGGAGCGGCGCUACCGGCGCGAGCUGGCCGAGCGCUCCGACACGCUCAGCUUCUCCAGCCUCACGUCCAGCACCCUGAGUGGCCGGCUGCAGCACCUGGCGCUGGGCAGCCACCUGCCCUACUCGCAGGCCACGCUGCACGGCACCAACCGGGGCAAGACCAAGAUCCAGCGGAAGCUGGAGCGGCGCAAGCAGGGCGGCGAGGGCACCUUCAAGAUAUCGGAGGACGGCCGCAAGAGCGUGCGCUCGCUCUCCGGCCUGCAGCUGGGCAGCGACGUGAUGUUCGUGCGCCAGGGCCCCUACGCCAACCCCAAGGAGUGGGGUCGCUCCCCGCUCCGGGACAUGUUCCUCUCCGACGAGGACAGCGUCUCCCGUGCCACGCUGGCGGCCGAGCCCGCCCACUCGGAGGUCAGCACAGACUCAGGCCACGACUCCCUGUUUACCCGCCCCGGCCUGGGCACCAUGGUGUUCCGCAGGAACUACCUGGGCAGCGGGCUGCACGGGCUGGGCCGCGAGGAUGCGGCGCUGGACAGCACGCCGCGGGGCCGGCUGCAGAGCUCCCCCAGCCUGGACGACGACAGCCUGGGCAGUGCCAACAGCCUGCAGGACCGCAGCUGCGGGGAGGAGCUGCCCUGGGACGAGCUGGACUUGGGCCUCGAUGAGGACCUGGAGCCCGAGACGAGCCCGCUGGAGACCUUCCUGGCCUCCCUGCACAUGGAGGACUUCGCCUCCCUCCUGCGGCACGAGAAGAUCGACCUGGAGGCGCUGAUGCUGUGCUCGGACCUCGACCUGCGGAGCAUCAGCGUCCCGCUGGGGCCGCGCAAGAAGAUCAUGGGCGCCGUGCGGCGGCGGAGGCAGGCGCUGGAGCGCCCGCCCGCGCUGGAGGACACGGAACUAUAACAGGGGGCUUCUCCCCCCAAGACCAAAAUGAAUUGCAAGUUGCCACAACCCACGGUGGGGCCACGGAGUCCUCACAGGUGCCAGCCCUGCAGCCCCCCAGGCCCCGGCCCAGGGGCGGGGACCAUGGGGUUCGUCUCCUUUGAACUCUGAAGCAAAGGGUUCGACCUGGAGGCUCCCAGAUGGGUCCUGGAGCCCUGGAGCCACGCCCAUCUGAGUGGCCCUAAAGGACUCGGGGAUUUGCAGGAGGCCAGAGGAAAGGCGGGGGUCACCGGGGCCCCGGGGCUCGACAACAGGCCCCUGAGACCUGGGUGGGAGUGUGUGUGUGUUAGGGGUGGGCACAGCCCGUCCCAGGGGCCACUGUCUGCCCCACCCUUCCUCUGAGGGUCUCGUCCUGCUCAGGUUGGACACUUUGUGAAGGGAAGAAUUUGAGCUGCCUCCCCUCCCCCCCCAUACACACCAGAGAAGAGGUCCUGGCUAGACUCUUCAGCCAAAUGCCCUGACUGGAGUCCCCAGCCCGCCCCUAGCACAGCCAGCCCCCUUCUCCUCCCCUCACUGGCCACACUGGGGCGUUGGAGUGCCAGGCUGGAGAGCGUGGGGGGGGGGGGGCGGGCAGCAGCCUUCCCAGCUCACCCUGGGGUGGGGUCUGGCCUGGCUCUGCCCUCCCUACCCUCCCGCUCCUUGGCUGGAACCCCAGAGGGUCAGGGCAAUGGACGCCAAGGUGCUAGAGUAACCGGCUGUAGUACUGUGGCCCUCAGGCCUGAGGCCAGUGGGGACUGGGUGGGCGAUCCUGUCCUGUGGACACCGGAGCGGCCUGCAGACAGGGGUUAUCAGAGCUGCCGAUGGCCCCCGGGUCCCAGGGCUCUGGGUGCCUGUGAGGGGAGCUGGGGGGCGGAUUUCCCUCAAGACCUGGGGGCGGCUGCACGUCCCGCGUGAAUAGUGUGUGAGCAAGAGCAGCACGUGCCUCUGUUGUGUGAUGGUGGUGAGUCUGGGAGAGAGACCAGCCCCAGGGGGCCCUCAUAUGCGUGUCCUCAGAGCUCUCCGGUCAGACUGAGGUCACAGAUGUGGGAGAGUUGCUCAGAAGCCCAGGCACAGGUGUGUGCACACGUGCACCCCCGUCAGUGGACCCCACCCCUGACCUUCAACUUGGGAAGCAGCUUCUGCUGGGAGCACUGCCACAGUCCCCUGCUCCUUCGUGGGCCCCCUCGGCCAGGGCAGGGGAAGGGAACCCCCGAAGAUGCCACAGGCCUCCCUUUGGGUCUCUGGGCCCAUAUGUGGGGCCCGUGCACACACGCCCAGAGCCGGGGUGGGAUGGAGGGAGGGGGGCCGUGGCCCCUGGGCCCAGCUGGAGGGCUUGGCUGCUUGCCACUGCCGCCCGAGCCCACCCCGGCCCUCCUCCCUGCUCUGGGCCUGAGCCUGGGGCCGCCCCCAAGUGCCGACUCGCCCUCCGUGGAGCCCCAGGUGCUGCCCUCUCCCUCCUGCCGCUGGCUGUGCACUGCCUCCGCCCCUCCCUGCUCUCCGAGUGCCGGGGUGGGGUGAGCUGGGUGACCCCAGCACCGUCCCCAGCCCCCCUCCCGCAGGCUCAUUACAACUUUUGUAGAGUACGUUCUGCAUCGCUGUCAUGCCUGUG
Messenger RNA from Phyllostomus discolor (pale spear-nosed bat), 3396 nucleotides. It is a transcript of the gene USH1G, whose product is annotated as USH1 protein network component sans. Gene Ontology annotation, biological process: sensory perception of light stimulus; sensory perception of sound; equilibrioception. The transcript has 3 exons. Gene Ontology annotation, molecular function: protein binding. The record is from RefSeq and is a predicted model, not a curated record. Lineage: Eukaryota; Metazoa; Chordata; Mammalia; Chiroptera; Phyllostomidae. Bases 390 to 1769 code for a protein of 459 amino acids.